AAACGCACAGCUCCUAGGGACGGCCGUCAGAAAAGGAUAUUCGCCUUUAAUGGGACAACACCCCCUCCCUUCCAGCCAUUCCCUCCUACAUCAACGGCCGCUGCUUUGUGCUCAGCGUCAACUUUCCAGGAGUGAGGAGCGCAGCACUAACACCAGCGCUGUCGGGACUGCGAAGCUUAAGAGGCGCUUCGGCUGCACUACAGCAUGACGAGGACGCCGCCGCCACCGCCGUCGCGUCCGCACAAGUGAACAGCUGCGCUCAGCUCGACUCCGAUCCUGAGGGGUUUCACAAAGAUCGCCUGUGCUACUUUUAUCAUGUUGGAAAGAAAAGCCUGAUUGAUUUUUCUCUCAUUGUGAUAAAACAGAUACUUUCAGAUCCACAUCCCUUUGGCGAUUAAAAUGGGUUGUUGCACCGGACGCUGCACGUUGAUUUUUCUCUGCACUUUGCAACUGCUGGCAGCAUUGGAACGGCAGGUCUUUGAUUUUCUUGGAUAUCAGUGGGCACCCAUCCUUGUGAACUUCUUUCAGAUCAUAAUCGUCAUUUUGGGCCUGUUUGGGACAAUUCAGUACAGACCUCGCUACAUUGUGGUGUAUGCUGUGUGGACAACCUUGUGGGUCACUUGGAAUGUAUUUAUUAUCUGCUUUUAUUUGGAAGUUGGUGGACUUUCAAAGGAAAGUGAUCUCUUAACCUUCAACAUAUCAGCUCAUCACUCAUGGUGGAGUGAACACGGACCUGGAUGCGUUCGCAAAGAAAUGCCAGCGACAGGAGUCAAGAGUUUUGACAGCCAGUCCUACAUCUCUGUAAUGGGCUGCAUUGUUGAAUAUCAGUACAUUGAGGUCCUGCAGAGCUCCUGUCAGAUACUCAUUGCUCUCGUGGGAUUUGUCUAUGCUUGUUAUGUUGUAAGCGCCUUCACAGAGGAGGAGGACAGCUUUGAUUUUAUUGGCGGAUUUGAUCCAUUCCCACUCUACCAUGUCAAUGAGAAACCAUCCCAUCUACUCUUAAAGCCGAUGUACCUGUCUACGUAAAUAGGAAACCAGAAUCCUUCAGGGAGAGCUCUUUCACUAUGGCCGACAUGAGGAUCUUCUGGACAAGACUCUCUUGAAGCCUUUCAAUGAUCCUAGGCACAUAAUUGAGGAGAGAAAACAAACAUUCCAAUUAUAAUUUUAUUUUUUCUGUUUAUUAUGAAUGAAUUAUGUUAAUUUGAUAUGUGUGCUUGUGCUGUCCAGGGCGGAUGUGUUUUACUAUCAAAGGAAAGAAGAAAAGUUAACAACCGCGUGUUUUCUCAUAUCAUAGAAUAAUAACUGUGAUGACAAGAAGGACAGAGAUGAGCAGUAUGGAAAAUGUGAGCCUUUAUGUAUUAGCCGACAAGGUUGUUGUUCAAAAUUAUAUAGUUUUCCAAAACCUGAAAGCAAUGCUAACUCGUUCCUGUUGGCAUCAUUUACUGCCUUGCCAAGGGGUAACUUUUUUCGUUGUGCUUAUUAACCCCUCAGCAAGUCCAAAAUGCAUGUGUAGUCAGCGUUUGUCCGGCCUAACUUGUUAUUAUGGCGUAUGCUCUGCAAACUACUGAAUGUUUUUAGACACAGAAAAGAACUGCAGGGCAGAGCAAACGCAUACGUGAUCAUAAACUCUUCAUCUUUUUAUUGGUGCUUUGUUCUCAUUAUUUUGCAAAUAUUCUCUGACCAUUAAGUCUCUACUGCCCCCUAGUGUUUCUUGUGCCACUGUUUUGAAAAAAAAAUGACUGCAUCGAGCCAGUAUUUCAUAUGAAGUUUUAAAUGAGCCCAUUCUUGGUCAGAUGGUACUUGUGUUAUUAGUUACUGGUGUAAAAAUGUGGACGUUAAUUUGUAAUUUGCUGCCUAUAAAAGUCGGGAGAAUAUAACAAAGUAAUAAUGGACCGUUCUAAUUUUAAGAGGCUGUUUGUAACUUUGCCAUUUUCAUUAUUUAAAACCCUGCCGUGGCAGAAACUGGCUUGCUGCGGAUGAAGAUCAUACAGUCUCUGGGCAACUGGAAAAGCUGCAGCGGGGUCAAGAAGGCGAGUAUGUUAAGGGCAAAAACCUAAAGGCACUGCGCAAUCAAUAAAAUAUGGCCAGUCCAUCAAGAACCUCCGGGGGAUUCCGCUGGAUUUCUAAAUGUACUGGAUGAAGGCAAUGCCUAACGCCAUCCUUGUUAGGGAUAGUGUGCGAAAAUGACAAGAGGUGCUUAUACUCCUUUUAUGUUGCAUUUUAUAAAGCUCAGUGUUACUUUUUUAUUAGUCAGGUCAUGGUCUUGGCUGCUAAAACAUAUCUUAGCCAAGCUUAAGAAAUCCUCAGUGCUUGCACAUCCAUGUAUUGUAGUGAGGAUGAAAUAUGCGAGAAGCUGGUGAGAUCUGUCAGUGUCACCCAGUUAAGAACGAGUGCUAGAGCUCAUCAGUUUGGGGAAGACCUAGCUGUGACAUUUCUGAAUAAGACCGCUCGCUGUCUUUACUCUUAUCAUGUAAUGUUUAAUGUGAAUCUGGAAGGCUCCUCUUGGACCUCUGCGUUGAAGGCACAGACGGUGUGUUUCGCU
Molecule: messenger RNA, 2542 nt
Organism: Polypterus senegalus (gray bichir)
Lineage: Eukaryota; Metazoa; Chordata; Cladistia; Polypteriformes; Polypteridae
Gene: nkain4
Product: sodium/potassium transporting ATPase interacting 4
Exons: 7
Coding region: 400-1026 (208 amino acids)
Biological process (GO): regulation of sodium ion transport
Source: RefSeq, a predicted model, not a curated record